AUGAUUACAUCACUGGCAUCAACCGAUGACAGAAAAAGUUCAUUAAUUGUUGCUGGCCUUGGAUUAGCUGGUAUUGCUCUCGGAGGAAGAUGGGCAAUGAUUGCCAUGCAAAGGAUAAAAUCUUCAAACAUAUCGAUUACAGUGCCGAAGCUGAAUUUAAAAGGAUAUUAUAAAGGCGGAUUUGAGGAAAAAAUGACAAGAAGAGAAGCUGGCUUAAUCUUGGGAAUAAGUAUCAGUAUAGUAGCAUCAGUUUGCGCUUACUACAACAUAGCCGUUAUCGAGACAUUAACAUUAAAGUUUACUAUUAAUAGCUCUACAUCAGGUGGUUCCCCAUACCUGGCAGCGAAAAUAAAUGAAGCUAAGGACUACCUUGAAAAGGAAAAGAAAUCAAUUUAA
Molecule: messenger RNA, 396 nt
Organism: Trichoplax adhaerens
Lineage: Eukaryota; Metazoa; Placozoa; Uniplacotomia; Trichoplacea; Trichoplacidae
Exons: 6
Coding region: 1-396 (131 amino acids)
Biological process (GO): protein import into mitochondrial matrix
Cellular component (GO): PAM complex, Tim23 associated import motor
Molecular function (GO): ATPase activator activity
Source: RefSeq, a predicted model, not a curated record